CGGAAGUUGCGUUGUCGCCUUUCCUUCCCUGACCAACUCAUUUAGCAAGUUAGCAAUGUCGGGUAUUGAAGAGAUUUCCAACGAUUCUGUGACAUUUAAAGAAGACAACGAGUUUAACGAAGAGGCGGGGGACCACAUCGACGAUGACUUUGUCAUUCAUCGAUAUAUUUUUUACAGAGACAGGAAGGAGUGGGCUGACUUGGAGCCUGUUCCUCAAGAUGAUGGACCGAACCCUGUUGUCAAGAUUGCUUAUUCAGAAAAGUUCUCUGAUGUCUUUGACUAUUUCCGUGCCCUGCUGAAGAAUGACGAAAAGAGCGAACGAGCUUUCGCCUUGACAGCAGAUGCUAUUGAACUGAAUGCAGCAAAUUACACAGUGUGGCACUACAGGCGAGUUUUACUACAAGCGUUGUCAAAGGACCUAAGGGACGAAAUGAGGUACAUUACGGCCAUCAUUGAGGACCAACCUAAAAACUACCAAGUCUGGCAUCACAGACGUAUAGUAGUCGAGUGGUUGAACGAUCCCUCAGAGGAGCUGGAGUUCAUUGCAGACGUCCUCAGCCAAGACGCAAAGAACUACCAUGCCUGGCAGCACAGACAAUGGGUCAUCCAGGAGUACAAACUGUGGGACGCUGAGCUGGAAUUUGUUGAGAAUCUCUUGGAUGAAGAUGUGAGGAAUAAUUCUGCGUGGAACCAGAGGCAUUUUGUCAUUUCACACACCGCAGGCUUCUCGGAUCAAGCCGUACUUGAGCGAGAGAUUGAAUACUGUCUGACCCAAAUCAGAAAGGCCCCCCACAACGAAAGCGUGUGGAACUAUUUGAAAGGGAUAUUUCAGCACAGAGGUUUAUCGGCUCAACCUGGCCUGCUGGAGAAAGUCCUCGAGCUAAAGGAGACCCAUUGUUCCUCUUACCUUCUCGCAUUUCUCUUUGAUUGUUACGAGGAUGCUUUGGAGAGCAACAGUCAAAAAGGACGAGCAGAGGAAGACCGGGUGGAAAUUUUAAAAAGAGCUCUAGAAAUUUGUGAACUUUUAGCCCAGGAGAAGGACAGCAUCCGCAAGGAGUAUUGGCUCUUUUUAGGACGUUCCCUGAAGAACAAAUACGGAUCGAGCGAGCCAGCCGACGCUGAGGCGCCAUCCGCGACAGCCGAGCAGCAGGAAAUGAACUAGUUGCACAAGUCCCAAUCCACUCGUUUUGUUUUCUUAUUACUGUACUUUGCCAUUGUGUGUAUUGCAGUUGUUGUUUUUUUUUUUUUUUUUUUUUACAUACCCUCUACGGUGCAUCAUAGAGGAAACGGAAUAAGAAAUAUGGAUUAUAUAUCAAGCAAUUCUGUGUAAAGUCCUUCCUUUAAAACCAUCCAUCCAUCUAUUGUCCAUACCGCUUCGGGCUUCAUUCAUUCAUUUGGCUGUUGUUUAAAUUCUGUUCUAGUGACUCAUCACUUAAAUCCUUCGUCUGUUACUCCUUUCUGUUUUUUGAAGAUUCAGUAAUAAUAAAGCAAGGGCAGUAUUAUCUUCA
This is a messenger RNA of Phyllopteryx taeniolatus (common seadragon), 1508 nucleotides long. It is a transcript of the gene fnta, whose product is annotated as farnesyltransferase, CAAX box, alpha. The record is from RefSeq and is a predicted model, not a curated record. The coding region runs from base 56 to 1162 and encodes 368 amino acids. Gene Ontology annotation, molecular function: CAAX-protein geranylgeranyltransferase activity; protein farnesyltransferase activity. Gene Ontology annotation, cellular component: cytoplasm; CAAX-protein geranylgeranyltransferase complex; protein farnesyltransferase complex. Gene Ontology annotation, biological process: protein farnesylation; protein geranylgeranylation. The transcript has 9 exons. Lineage: Eukaryota; Metazoa; Chordata; Actinopteri; Syngnathiformes; Syngnathidae.